Messenger RNA from Nasonia vitripennis (jewel wasp), 2394 nucleotides. Its product is annotated as scoloptoxin SSD14. Gene Ontology annotation, molecular function: glutathione gamma-glutamate hydrolase. The record is from RefSeq and is a predicted model, not a curated record. NCBI's taxonomy places the organism in Eukaryota, Metazoa, Arthropoda, Insecta, Hymenoptera, Pteromalidae. Bases 103 to 1860 code for a protein of 585 amino acids. Gene Ontology annotation, biological process: glutathione catabolic process. The transcript is spliced from 11 exons. Gene Ontology annotation, cellular component: plasma membrane.
GCGGCUCUUAAGUGUAAUCGACGCCGCUUAGAAAAAGCAUUAGUCGGGUUCGUGCGGUGCAUACGGGAGGACAAGCGGCAGCGAUCGCACCUCGUCGCAAUCAUGAUUGGGCCGGUGAGGAAAAAGACCUGUCUUAUCGGAGGAAGUGUGAUCGUGGUACUUGCUCUGAUAGUUAUCAUCAGCCUCGUGGUUGUUCUGAAACCUGGAUCAGAUCUCCGACGGGACAACAGAUACGUCAGUGAUUCCCCCCUCGGCGUUUACAAGAAGGCGGCGGUAUCAUCACACGGACCGGAAUGCGCGCAAAUCGGUACGGACAUGCUGAAGCGCGGCGGCUCGGCAGUGGACGGGGCUAUCGCGACACUCCUCUGCGAAGGCAUCUCUUCUCUACACAGCAUGGGCCUUGGAGGAGGAUUUUUCAUGACGAUAUACGAUGCCGAAACCGGUAGGGCAAAUUUCUUGGACGCCAGAGAAACUGCUCCCGCGGCAGCUCACAAGGACAUGUUUAACGGAAAUUCCAGCCUGUCCCUCUACGGAGGUAAAGCCGUCGCGGUGCCGGGCGAAUUGCUGGGCUACUGGGAAGCUCACCAGAAGUACGGAAAGCUCAACUGGACGGAUCUGUUUGAACCGUCCAUAGCACUCGCCGAAAAGGGCUGCCUCGUUAACCGAUACCUAGAAAACAGCCUCAAGGGAAAGGAGGCCUUCAUCAGGAACGAGCCUACUCUAGCCGAAAUACUGAUCAACAAGGAAACGGGCGAGCUCUACACUACGGGGGAGAGAAUAAAAAGGCCGAAACUGGCGCAGACCCUGAGGAAAUUGGCCAACAGCUCGGCGCCUCACGACUUGUUCUACAGAGGGGAGAUUGCGAGGGAUCUGGUCGCCGAGCUCGAAAGCUUCGAUGCGAUCAUUACCGCCGAAGACUUCGAAAACUACGCGCUUUGCAGUGUCAAGUGGAAAAAGCCGCUGGAGUCGAGAGUCGGCAACAUGACGAUGUACACGGCGCCGCCGCCCGGCUCCGGCGCACUGCUCACCUUCAUGAUGAACGUGCUCGAGGACUUGGUCCCGGCCAACGACACGAGAGUCACGUGGCAGCGCAUCAUCGAGACUUUCAAGUGGGCUUACGCCAAGAGGACCGAGCUUGGGGAUCCCGACAAGGAGGACGUAGAGGCUAUCGUUGCAAACCUCACGUCGAAAGAUUACGCCAACGCCAUAAGGUCCUUGAUCGAAGACACCAAAACGCAUAACGAUCCGAAAUAUUACGGCGCUGUGACCACGAAUCAACGGGAGCACGGAACGUCGCACACGUGCGUAUUGGCUCCGGAUGGUUCCGCCGUAUCGGUUACCUCGACUAUCAACCAAGUUUUGGGCGCCAAGAUACGCUCAUCCUCGACCGGAAUAAUAUUCAACGACGAAAUGGACGACUUCAGCUCUCCCAAUAUUACGAACGGCUUCGAUCUGCCGCCUUCUCCCGCGAAUUUCAUCAAACCAGGGAAAAGGCCGCUGAGUUCUAUGUCCCCUACGAUAGUGUUGGACGCGAACAGGAGGGUAAGGUUGGUAGUCGGCGCUGCCGGUGGAAGUAAAAUAACGACGGCUGUAGCUGCUAUCAUGAUUUUUAAUCUAUGGAACGAUUACGAUAUCAAGGAGGCAAUCGACGCCUAUAGGAUUCACCAUCAACUAUUCCCAAUGCAAGUGCAAAUCGAGCAUGAUUUCCCUCCUUACGUGCUACAUUACUUAAGGGAGAUUGGACACAGCAUCACUACCUAUGCAGGUAUUGGAAGCGCAGUCACUGCUAUAUCGGAUAACAAUGGUCGAAUAACUGCGAAUUCCGAUUUUCGGCGUCAAGGAGCAACAGCUGGAUUUUGAAUAAUGUAUUGCACGUAGAUAUUGAAAAUAUCUAUAUCAAACACAAUGAACCUCCUCGAUCUCGUCGAAUGAAAGGAUCGAUUAACGUCAGCAUACCUCAAGAUGGGCUUUACAGAUGCUCGAGUGGAAUGUGAAUUAAUUGUUUUUUUAAUCUUUCUUCUUACGUUUGCGCAAGUUAUUAUUGUUUCAAUAUUAUAGUACAAUAAGUUUGAGAAAUUAUCGAGUCCCUUUAAAUUUUGCAAAAUGGCAAAAUCGAUCGAAUGAAAAUGCAACUCAAUUUAUUCCCAUCGACGAUUGUUGCGAACUUUACAAAAAGAGAUCAGCUUAUUUAUCAAGGAAUAAUAUCGCGAACCAAAAAUGUUAUUCACCAUUAGAAACAAAAGCGAGUCUACUUUCAGACUGUGUAACUUCUCCAUACCGAGUACGUGACGCGUGUCAGUAUUGCAUUAACUGUUAACUGAAUGUCGAAUAGUUAUUAUAAGUUAUAAUUUCUCUUUUAUGUUUGUAUAUAAUAUAAAAAAUCCAUGCAUUUUA